AUGGAGAACCUAAAGGAAUCGCUACCUCCUGGCCUCGCAGAUGCAGCCAUCAACAUUCCCGGCUUCGGUGCUAUUGUCCAGCUGGUCCUCAACAAAAUUGGUUUCGAUGUUGGAAGCACAAUGUCUCUAUACCUUUUAUUAUUUGGUAUCUUCCAAGGAGCCAUGUUCUUGUACAACAGGGGGCGUACAUGGAUGCAAGAUUAUGGCACCUCUGCCAUCCGGAUAGACGACGAUGAUGAUUUAUACCCCCAGUUCAUAUCCUGGAUAUCGGAACAGCGCAUGACGGAAGUCAGCAGAGACCUGAAAGCUACCUCGAGGAAGCCCAAGACUCGAUAUAGCGCGGACUCUGAUGACGAGCCCGAGUCGGACGAUGAAGACGUCUUGGACGAGUCUGGGAUCUUUAACUACGACAAGUACAAAGGUACCAGUCCAGUGUAUUACGAGCCUAAUCUUGGGGACGACAGCUUCACCCACAACGGCCAUUAUUUUCAGUUCAGGAAGGAUUCGCAAGAGAACAAGUACGCCGAACGGAUUGAGUACUUUGUCAUCAUCCGUUGCAUGGGUCGCAGCACGAAGCCCGUCAAGGAGUUGAUAGAUCAUGUCAAGGAAUGGUCAUCGCACAAGAGUAACAGCACGACUGAAAUUAUGCGAGCGGAGACUAAACACGGUGGUUACUGGUCCACCCAAUCCAGCCGACCCUCACGACCUAUCAGCACAGUGACCUUGGAUGAAGCGCAAAAGGACAAGGUCGUUGCAGACAUUAACGAAUACCUCCACCCAGCCACAGCUCGGUGGUAUGCCGCGCGAGGCAUUCCCCACAGACGAGGAUACCUCUUUCACGGACCUCCUGGUACCGGCAAAACAUCGUUGAGUUUUGCAGUAGCUGGAAUCUUUGGGCUGAGCGUUUACUGCGCCUCUUUGAGUGAGCGUGAUAUGACCGAGUCGGAUCUUGCGAUGCUGUUCAGUCAACUGCCUAACCGGUGUAUUGUCCUGUUAGAAGAUAUCGAUAGCGCGGGUAUUCGCCGGGACAAGUCCUCCGAGAUUCCAGAACCAGAUCGCGUCUCGGAGGUGGAAGAGAAAGCCGAGACACCUAUUGAAGCGAAGGAUACCGUGACAGAGAAGGCAGAAAAGGAAGAGAAGGUUGAGUGCACAGAUGGGAAGAAGGUCGAGGAAAAGCAGAAGUCUAUUACCGAUAUCGAGAAGAAGAAGUCCUUCCGCCGAAGACUUACCCAAACGUUACGUCCGCGCAAGAUAACCAAGCCAGACAGCGAAACCACCACCCUUGUCACAGACGACGCAGCAUCAUCCGUUCGAGCACCCAGCGUAAAGACACCCAGCAUAAAAGCACCUAGCGUGAAGCCCUCACCUCCGCCUCCUCCACCACCAGUGCCCUCUCCCACCGACGAGGAGGGCAGCAAAAGUAAGAUAUCGCUCGCCGGUCUCCUCAACAUCAUCGACGGCGCUGCCUCAAGCGAGGGCCGCGUCUUAAUAAUGACAACAAACUACCCCGAGAAGCUCGACUCCGCACUCAUCCGCCCCGGUCGCGUAGACCUGCAGAUCAAAUUCACACUCGCGACCAACACGCAAAUACAAGAAAUCUUCCGUCGCAUGUACAGUCGCGAAGAGGACCUGGCAACGCAGACACAGAAGAAGAGCGAUGACGACAAAGCCAAAUCCCCUUCUUCCAAAACGAAGAAGAGGAAAGCUAGACCAUCGAGUGGUACCUCCUCGCCUCUCACUAGCGGCGCUCUGCCAUCAAAGCCCAACUUUGCGACGCUACCGCCAGAAAAGCUUGCGGAGAUGGCGAAGCAGUUCGCGGAAGCGCUUCCAGAGGGCGUGUUUUCGCCUGCGGAGAUACAAGGGUAUCUACUGCAGAAGAAGGCGGAUCCGGAGGGCGCGUUGGACGGGGUUAAGGAGUGGAGGGAUGCGGUGCUUGAGGCGAAGAAGAAGGGGAAGAAGGUUGUUGAGUUGAAGUAG
Alternaria conjuncta is the source of this 1977-nucleotide messenger RNA. RefSeq lists its product as uncharacterized. The record is from RefSeq and is a predicted model, not a curated record. Bases 1 to 1977 code for a protein of 658 amino acids. Gene Ontology annotation, cellular component: mitochondrial inner membrane. Gene Ontology annotation, biological process: protein insertion into mitochondrial inner membrane from matrix; mitochondrial respiratory chain complex III assembly. Gene Ontology annotation, molecular function: ATP hydrolysis activity; ATP binding. Lineage: Eukaryota; Fungi; Ascomycota; Dothideomycetes; Pleosporales; Pleosporaceae. The transcript is spliced from 2 exons.